Messenger RNA from Rotaria sordida, 3005 nucleotides. Lineage: Eukaryota; Metazoa; Rotifera; Eurotatoria; Philodinida; Philodinidae. The record is from the annotation of a GenBank genome assembly.
GUAGGACACCUAUCGGAUCCGACUAUCGGAUUGAUCGACCUGGGUAUUGAAAAUGAUUUGGAAGUAUGGAGGUUCAGAUAUAGAGGAGGGCUGUCAUCUAAAACCAAUUGGAGGAUGACAAUCACACGAAUAAUCUCUAUCAUAACUUCUAAUAAACGAACAGAGACCAAAUGGUAUACUUUUUUUCUUUUUUCUUUUUCUAAUUUCUAAUUUCUAAUUUCUUUACACUUCUUUUUUCUUAUUCCUUACUCACUUUCUUUUCUUCUUUAUCUUCCACUUUUUUUCUAAUUGCUCUCUCAAUUAUCUUUAUUUUUUUUCUUCUUGCAUACUUUAAUAUGCUUAACUCAAUUUUUUUAGGUUUAUUUUAGUAACUUUGCUCUGUCUCACCCUAAACCGUAAGGUAUGGGUAUUACUUACUUACUUACUACUAAUUUGGAUAAAUACAUCACAAGGAAAGAGAUGACAACAUAACAAAAGUAUACGCAACCUAUCGAAUACUUUCAAAUUUUUCCAUUCAAAGAAUACUUCAAAGUGAUAAUUUUGUUAAAGACGAUGAAUUUUUUCUUUUUCAUUUAUUAUUGCAAUGAAAGAAGCAUUUUUCUUUCUUCUUUAUUUAAAAAUUUCCCUGCGCACUGCAUAUCCACGAUGUGUAUCUUUUUUAAUUGUUUAAAUAUGAAAACAAAACAUGUGCAUGAGAAGACGAAAAUAAAUAAGACUUUCAGUUAUAGAUGAUCAUCAUUCAUGCGACCAUUAUUGUCAAAAGUUUUUCCUAAUUCAUCAUCUGUUAUCCAUAUUCAAAUAUUCUCUGCAAUUAUUUGUCUCUUGUACACUAUUUAUUUCAUUUUAUCAAUUUUUUAUCCACUCUCGUUUGGAAAACCUAUUGUCGAAUUGAGUUAUAAAUCUUUGCAGACAAAUAUUACUAUAAAUGCUAAUAUUACAAAACUUAUUUCAAACAAUGAAAAUAAUCUGAUAAUUCAUACAAGUAACCUGAACAAUGAGAGUUUCAUUUGUGAUUAUGUAAAAACAAAUACUACACAUAAGAAAAACAAUAUUUCAUCAUUUGACGAUCAUCGUUUAAAUGCACUUCGUCGUAAGUAUUCUAGAUUUUACUUAUUUUUCGAUAGGAAUGUCAAAUAUUGAUGUCAAUACUGAUAGACUAGCACCGACUGUUACUUUAUCACUAAUAAUACAGACAUUGAAGUCCACUAAGAGCACUAACUUACCAAUACUAAUUUACAGUGAAACACUCAGACAUUGACUGUAUCAGAGUAUUUAUCUUUUUUUUGUAUUUUUCCUUGCAUUCAGUAACGCACAAUAUUCAAAUGAGUACUUCUAUCAUACGAGACAAAAAAAUAUCAGAAAAUCUAGACAAUCUAUAGAUUUCGGCGACAAUUCGAAUCUUUUUUUUCUCAUCUAUAAAUUGUAGUUAGUAAAUAUGAGUAUGAAUAUCGUUAAUAUUUAGUAAAUUGAUGCUACUAAAUCACUACUGUUAUCCUAUAGUAUUUAUAUCAAUGUAUUUUUUGAAUGCUAUUAAAUUGGUCGAAAGAAAAAAUAGCGAACGAGAGAAUAGCGAAAAACCAUGGCGAAAAAGAAAUAGCGGAUCGAAAAAAUGUUGAAGAACAAAAUGGCGAACCAAGAAAAUGUCGACACAGUCUAUUGCAAAAAUGACCUGGCAAUCAUAUGAAUUUGUUGAAAAAAAGUGGAUUUCAAUAUUCUCGAUCAGCGCGACGAAGACAUUUCAUUGCAUAGAGAAAAAAUAAUCCAUGUCUAGGUAGAUCAACAAGAAUAAUAGUGAAUCAAAAAUAUUCAGACAUAAAAUCAGCAACAAAGCUAUAUGUUUCUUUAUGUGGGUAGAAUGUGGGUGUGGAUAUCAAUCUCCGCUUCAUCUCUAAUCUCGAACUCCACAUCUUACUGCUUAAUAGAGGCACUUAAUGAUAUCUGCAAUAUUUUCGACAUUUUUCAGAGGAAUAUAUUUUUUCGCGAUUUCUAUACGAUUGACUUUUUUUUCGCCCUAAUUCUUUUCGACAUUUUUUGUGUCGAUAGUUUUUCCGCUAUUCUUUCGUUCGCUAUUUUUUCUACCAGCCAUCUUGAUACAUAUCUAUUUUUUAGCAUAUUGUGAUAUUCUUCCAAUACCUCGAAAUAAUUGGAUUCCACCUGAACGAUAUAUAGAAAGUGAUAUUGUAUUUAUUAUUUAUACAGGUGCCUCCUUUUAUCAAAAUCGUGCAAUAGCAACUCGAGAUACAUGGUUAUCACGUGUUACACAUAAAUAUUUUUUUAGUUCAACACCAUAUCCAUCAUUACCUGUCACUGUUAUUGAAGGAGCAGGAGAAAAUUAUGUGUCUAAUAUGAAAAAGUUAUAUCAAGGCAUGAAAAUAGCUUAUCAAGAACAUAAUCAAACAGCAAAAUUUUAUUUUCUAGCAGGUUGUGAUACAUUUGUAAAUGUUCCACAUUUACUCAAACGUCUUGAUCACUUUAAUCAUACUAAACCUCUUGUUAUUGGUGGUUAUCCUUUCGGUCAUUCAUGUUUUAAAAAGAAGAACCAAACGAUUGCAGGCGUAACAUAUCCAUCAGGUGGUGCUGGUUUUUUUCUUAGUUCUGCUUUGAUGGAAAUGAUGUAUCCAAAAAUAGAUUCAUUUUUUCAAGAUCAUUGGCCAACAGAAGAGGUACCUUAUAGUGAUGUGGCUCUUAACUGUCUUGCAGCAUCAUUAAAUGUUCAACCUUCAAUUGUUUCAGGAUUUUGGGCUUUUACUCCACAAGAAACAGUAAAACGUGAUGGACUAUCAAAGUUACGUGCUGAUCCUGAACCAAAUACAUUUCAUUAUGUACCACCAAUAUCAAUGUAUAUUCUCGAUGAAUUCUAUGUUUUUCAACAUAUUGAUCGAUUAGCAAAUGAUAAUAAUUUAAAUGAACUUGUAAAAUUUACUCGACAAUUUGUUGCUGCACAUUAUGAAUUAUUACGUAUUAAACAAAAUGAAUGUACAUUACCACCAGUGAAAUCAACAUAA